This is a messenger RNA of Anoplophora glabripennis (Asian longhorned beetle), 807 nucleotides long. RefSeq lists its product as uncharacterized. The transcript is spliced from 2 exons. Lineage: Eukaryota; Metazoa; Arthropoda; Insecta; Coleoptera; Cerambycidae. The coding region runs from base 1 to 807 and encodes 268 amino acids. The record is from RefSeq and is a predicted model, not a curated record.
AUGUUACCCGAAGAAACGGCACCAAACAGGCUACUUAAAACCCCCCACAAUUUAGAAAAAACACUCCACCACGCCUUACUGAUGACGGAAGUUGGAAUGGACUUGAAGGAACGCUACAUAUCCGGCGAAAAGUAUGUCUGCUACCUAAAAAGCAUAAUAACUGGUGCAGACAAGGCCAUUACGGCACUGCACUAUAUAUCGAAAUCUUCUCUCGAAGAGGCUAAACAAUUGAUAAAAUCAUUGGGAGGGCCCGACGUCCCUACAAAUAUAAGGAAUGAAUAUGAAAAGCUGCUAGCCAUUAUCGAUAAGCAGUUAAAUGACUUGGAAAUGAAGAACUUGGAGCAGAGCAUUGAAAACUUGGAUAUAACGCAGAUCAGCGAUAAAAUCAGAUACCUCGAAUUGAAGCAGAAGAAUUUGGAAAACAGUUUCUUCCCUCCACCUACUACCGCCAGCAAUAAGAGUAUCAAAGCUGACAUUGACGAAAAGUACCCCGAAAAUUUAUCUAGAGAAUCCUUGAUAGAUCUGAACAAUGUUGUCAAUCUCCCACCUGUCCCCGAAGAUAUUUUCACCAGUUUUUCAAGUAAACCUACGAGAACUUCAAGUUUAUCGUCACUGAAAAGCAUGAGGAAGAUAAAGCUCUAUUUGCAAAAAGCAGAAAGCUCGGAUGAUGAAGACAGUUCUGAAAAUGAAGAGUCCGAAUAUCAUAAAUUAGUUUUUGGAGACAGCGAUGAGAGCAAAUCUUCAAGCCUCCUCAGUCCUUUAUCGAAGAAACACUUGGGGAACAUAAAAGAAGAGGCUCAAGAUUAA